AUGAGCGGCAUAGGCAGUAUGUCCUCAACCUUCUCCACCAACACGCGCGUUACACUCUUUUUUACGGAAUGGACCACAACCACACCAGCAACAUACAUCCUAACCGUCUUCUUCCUCUUCUUCCUCGGUCUGCUAAACCGGUUUCUGGGCGCGUUAAAAACCCAGCUUGAACGGCGGUGGAAAGAACAACAGAGUACUCACCUACAUCAAGAGGGGUUGACUUUGACUGAAGAAGAUGCAGGCGGUGUGAAACGCCGGUUAGAAGAUAUACAUGGGCAUGUCCGAAAGUGGAGUCAAGCACUACGACCGCUGAAUCUUCGCCUCGAAGACAAAGACGAGGAGAGCGAGCCGUUGAGCCCAACACCUCUUGGGAGAAUACCCAAGGGAGAUUCCUGCGCUACGGAGGAUACGGUUGUGCAAACUAAUUUGAGUCUACCGGGCGGAGGAAGAAAGGGGCUCUGGAUUCCAAGUGCAGCGUGGAGUUUUAAAAGGGAUGGAGUAAGAGCAUUGUUGGAGUUUAUUCGGGCGCUGAUUGGGUAUAUUCUGAUGCUUGCGGUUAUGACGUACAACGUGGGGUUUCUCUUCGCGGUCACGGGAAGCGUGCUUUUGGGAGAAAUGGUGUUCGGACGGUAUACGCAGAGCGGGAGUGGAUGGCAGGAAGGCGGUUGCCACGAAUAA
Molecule: messenger RNA, 678 nt
Organism: Lindgomyces ingoldianus
Lineage: Eukaryota; Fungi; Ascomycota; Dothideomycetes; Pleosporales; Lindgomycetaceae
Exons: 2
Coding region: 1-678 (225 amino acids)
Biological process (GO): intracellular copper ion homeostasis; copper ion transmembrane transport
Cellular component (GO): plasma membrane
Molecular function (GO): copper ion transmembrane transporter activity
Source: RefSeq, a predicted model, not a curated record